Molecule: messenger RNA, 348 nt
Organism: Opisthorchis viverrini
Lineage: Eukaryota; Metazoa; Platyhelminthes; Trematoda; Opisthorchiida; Opisthorchiidae
Exons: 2
Coding region: 1-348 (115 amino acids)
Source: RefSeq, a predicted model, not a curated record
AUGACGACUGAAGAGGCAAACGGAACACUCAAUCGUCGCUCCACCGACGAAGUGCCCACCAAACACAAACUACCCAGUGUGCACCAAUCGCAAUGCUCCUGGCCAAGUUGUCACGAUUUGAAGAAGAAUGCAGCAAUAUGUAUUGUCGAGUAUAAAGGCCGUAUUAAUCGACCAUCCGCGCAAACGUUUAAACUGCUUCCGGAAGUGGCCGCGAUCGUGUACUUUGGAUGGAGAAUCGAUCGUUGUGUAUACGUCAAAGUGGUCACGAAAGAACAGUGUGGGAGUACAACGGAAAAGCACUCAACACCACAGACUAAACUCAGAGGCGAGGCUGGCCGUAUUGCAUAG